This is a messenger RNA of Polyodon spathula (Mississippi paddlefish), 3592 nucleotides long. Its product is annotated as huntingtin-interacting protein 1-related protein-like. Gene Ontology annotation, molecular function: phosphatidylinositol-3,5-bisphosphate binding; clathrin-cargo adaptor activity; actin filament binding. Gene Ontology annotation, cellular component: actin cortical patch; clathrin-coated vesicle. The transcript is spliced from 32 exons. The coding region runs from base 214 to 3423 and encodes 1069 amino acids. NCBI's taxonomy places the organism in Eukaryota, Metazoa, Chordata, Actinopteri, Acipenseriformes, Polyodontidae. Gene Ontology annotation, biological process: clathrin coat assembly; actin filament organization; endocytosis. The record is from RefSeq and is a predicted model, not a curated record.
CUCUCGCCUCAGCCCUGUGCCGCUGCUGUGUCUCCUCCUGACUCGCUCGCCAAUGUCCUGUUUUCAAUCGAGACUGAAUAGAUGACCGGCGCUUCAGUCAGAGCUGGCGUUUUCACUCUGGAAGAACGUUGCGCUCGAUUCAUUUAGCGUUUUCUGUAUUUUUUUUUUAUUUUAUUUUCAAAGUCGGAUUUAAAACAAAAUUAAACCGCCUUGAUGAUUAAUACAAUCAGACAGGUACCUUCCAAGGUACUAAACCGGAGAUCCACGAACACUUUGGAAGCGGAGAGGGAGCAGUUUGACAAGGUGCAGUGCAUCAGCAUCAGCAAAGCCAUCAGCUCGAGCGAGGCCCCUGUCAAGGAGAAACAUGCACGCAGAAUUAUUUUGGGGACACACCAUGAGAAAGGCGCCUUCACCUUCUGGUCCUACGCCAUCGGCCUCCCGCUGCCCAGCAGCUCCAUCAUCAGCUGGAAGUUCUGCCACGUCGUGCACAAAAUCCUCCGCGACGGGCACCCCAAUGUCCUCCAGGACUGCCUGAGACACCAGAGUAAUAUUCGGGAAAUGGGGAGCUUGUGGGGUCAUUUACAUGAUAAGUACGGACAGCUGGUGGCGAUAUACUCCUCGCUUCUGAUCAACAAGAUGAAUUUCCAUGCAAAGCGCACUCAGUUCCCAGGAAACCUGGAGCUGCAGGACGAGGAGCUGGAGAAAGCUGCUGGAACGGACAUCAAUUACGUUUUCCAGUUCACAGUGGACUUGUUUGAUUACCUGGGCUGCGAACUGAAGCUUGCUGAGACUGUGUUCAGGCAGCUCAACACCUCCAUCGCUGUGUCUCAGACUUCCUCCGGGCAGUGCAGGCUGUCUCCAAUGAUCCAGGUGAUCCAGGACUGCAGCCACCUGUACCACUACAUCGUCAAGCUGCUCUUCAAACUGCAUGCGUGUUUGCCGGUGGAAACGUUGCAGGGUCACAGAGAGCGGUUCCAUGACCAGUUCCACAGCCUUAAAAACUUCUUCAAUCGAGCGAGAGACAUGCUGUACUUCAAGAGACUGAUCCAGAUCCCAAAGCUGCCUGAUAACCCUCCUAAUUUCCUGCGCGCCUCAGCGUUGGCAGAGCAUGUCAAGCCUGUGGUGGUGAUGUCUGAUGAAGUGCCAGACGAUGAAGAACCAGAGGCUCUGAUAGAGGUCACCUCCGCCCCGCAAACCCAACAGCAGAAUGUUGUGGAUAUGUUUGACCAGGCCUUCGGACCUCCGUCCAACGGUUUUGAUGACCGGGACGUUCAGAUAGACAACCUGAAGCGAGAAGUGGAGAUGCUGAGAGCCGAGCUGGAGAGGAUCAAAUCCGAGGCCCAGCGCUACAUCACUCAGCUCAAGUCUCAGAUCAACAGCCUGGAGGAGGAGCUGGAGGAGCAGCGCACGCAGAAGCAGAAGGCGCUGGUGGAGAACGAGCGGCUGCGCAUGGAGCUGGAGAGCCUGCGGAGGCUGCGGGCCGAGGGGGAGAGCCAGCUGGGACAGGUCCUCGAGGCAGAGAAGAGAGCCCAGGCCACAGAGCAACGCUACAACAAGCUGAAGGACAAGCACAAUGAUCUGGUCAGCAGCCACGCAGAGCUACUCAGAAAGAGUGCGGACACUUCAAAAAUGCUGAGCGCGACCCAGCAGUCUCAGGAGGAGGUGGCCCGAACCAAACAGCAGCUGGCCUUUGAGAUGGAGCAGAUCAGACAGGCGUCCGAGAUGAAGAUUGAAGAACAGAAUGUUCAGCUGGAAAGACUCCGAAGGGAACUGGAGGCCAGCCGGGCUGAACUGUCCCACAUUCAGAGCACGCUGCAGAGCUCUGAGCAGUCUGGGCAGAAGCUGAGCAGCAUGCUGGGGAGUCUGCAGGAGGAGGAGGGGGUGCUGAGGAAGAAGAUGGCACAGCAGGAGGCGGAGCUCUGCUCUCUGAAGAGCGAGGUUCAGCAGAGCCAGUCCUCACUCCAGCAAGAGAGGGAGAGGAGCUCUCGGGAACUGGGGGAGCUGCAGGGGAAACUGAGGGAGAAGUCGAGCCAGGAGGAUCUUCUCCAGCAGAAGCUCCUGGAUGAGCAGUUCAGGCUGCUGCAGGGGACGGUGGCAGAGGCUGAGAACAUCAUCCAGGACGCCGUGGCCCGGCUGGACGACCCCCUGCAUGUCCGCUGCACCAGCUCCCCAGAUUACCUGAUCUGCAGGGCAGAGGCCACGCUGGGUUGUAUCGACUCUGUGCAGCGUGGACACGCGGAGUACUUGAAGAACAUGGGAGAUGCUGGGAGCCUGGUGCGACCUCUCACUCAGUUUGCCCACCUGACUGCAGACACCAUAGUGAAUGGGAGUGCCACUGCACACCUGGCCCCCACUGACCAUGCCGAUAAGCUUACUGACAGCUGCAGGGACUGUGGGGAUGUAAGCUUGCAGUUUUUGAAAGACAUGAAGACCAAAGAGUCUUUGGCACAUGCGAGCCCGGAGGCUAUCAGACUGAUCAUUGAGAAGAUCCUGCAGCUGGGCAAGGACCUGAGGCCUAGAAGCAUGGACUUCAACCAGGAGGAGCUGGGAGACAUGGUGAACAAAGAGAUGGCAGCUACUUCAGCGGCCAUUGAAGAGGCAGUCAGAAGAAUCGAGGAAAUGAUGGACCAGGCUAGAAAAGACAGUUCUGGAGUGAAGCUGGAGGUCAAUGAAAGAAUUCUGAACUCCUGCACAAACCUGAUGAAGGCUAUCCACCUGCUUGUCAUGGCCUCAACAGAACUACAGCGGGAGAUUGUGGACAGUGGACGGGGGGCAGCAACACAGAAGGAGUUCUAUGCUAAGAAUUCUCGCUGGACAGAAGGUUUGAUUUCUGCAUCCAAAGCAGUGGGCUGGGGAGCAACUCAGAUGGUAGAGUCUGCAGACAAGGUUGUUCUACACAUGGGAAAAUACGAAGAGCUGAUUGUGUGCUCACACGAGAUUGCAGCGAGUACAGCGCAGCUCGUUGCUGCUUCGAAGGUCAAGGCUGACCCCCAUAGCAAAAAACUCACUAAGCUCCAGCAGGCAUCUCGCAAUGUCAACGAUAUGGCUGCCAAUGUGGUGGCCUCAACCAAAUCUGGACAGGAACAGAUUGCAGACAAGGACACCAUGGAUUUCUCCGGCAUGUCCCUGAUUAAACUCCGGAAGGAAGAGAUGGAGUCCCAGGUGAAGGUUUUGGAGCUUGAGACCCAGCUUCAGGGUGAGAGGAGGCGUCUUGGCGAUCUGAGGAAGAAGCACUAUGAGCUGGCCGGGGUGUGUGAUUUUUCCUCUGAGGAGGGAGUCCUGGUCAAGGGAGCCCCAUCAUCUUUGACAAAUAAACCCAGCAUCCUUAAGAAACCUACAAUGGCUCAAAAACCUACCAUUCCCCCCAAGAACAAUCUGUUAAAUAUCGAUGACGGACUCUACAAAGCACAUUUGCUGAAUUAAAGAAGCUGGUUCUGUUGUGUCACUCUGCAGGAUGCUCGCUCCUCUCACUCUCGUCAGUUACCUGAGGUUAGCAGUGCUCCGGUCUCGUCGGCCCUUCAUAAAGAAACACCCAACAGCCCACUUUUUAUUUUGUUGUCAAAUUAAAAACUACUGCCUGCUUUUUGAUCAA